Messenger RNA from Polyodon spathula (Mississippi paddlefish), 5617 nucleotides. Its product is annotated as protein Hook homolog 3-like. Lineage: Eukaryota; Metazoa; Chordata; Actinopteri; Acipenseriformes; Polyodontidae. Gene Ontology annotation, cellular component: centrosome; cytoplasm. Gene Ontology annotation, biological process: cytoplasmic microtubule organization; cytoskeleton-dependent intracellular transport. The record is from RefSeq and is a predicted model, not a curated record. Gene Ontology annotation, molecular function: microtubule binding; dynein light intermediate chain binding.
CAGAAACCGGUUCAGCGCUUGUGUGUAUUGCUGUCUGUUAUCGUUUAUUUUUUAAUUGUCAUCAUCACCAUCAAUAUCCCGGUGGUUUACAACAAAGGGAAAGGUCGGGAGUGACCGAGAACGCCUGUGUGGAUAUUCAUCUGUUCAUUUCUAGUGUUGUGUUAAAAUCGAAGGUUUUUUUUUGUUUUUGUUUUGUUUUUAUUAACUUACAUUUAUUGGGGACUAUCGCGGCGAUCCAUGAUGAAUACCCAAGAUUCGGUGGAUCGGGUCGAGUUGUGCGAGAGUCUGGUGACAUGGAUACAAACCUUUGGUGUUGAAGCAUCAUGUAAAACAAUAGAUGAUCUCACGAAUGGGGUUGUGAUGGCUCAAGUUCUUCAAAAAAUAGAUCCUGCAUACUUUGAUGAAAACUGGAUAAAUAGGAUCAAAACAGAGGUUGGAGAUAAUUGGAGAUUAAAGAUCAGCAACUUGAAGAAAAUUUUAAAAGGCAUUCUUGACUACAAUCAUGAGAUUUUGGGGCAGCAGAUUAAUGACUUCACACUCCCGGAUGUUAACCUGGUAGGAGAGCACUCUGAUGCUGCUGAGCUCGGGAGAAUGCUGCAGCUCAUUUUGGGCUGUGCUGUUAACUGCGACCAGAAACAAGAGUAUAUCCAGACAAUUAUGAUGAUGGAGGAGUCUGUUCAACAUGUUGUCAUGACAGCAAUUCAAGAGCUGAUGAGCAAAGAAACUCCGGUGGUGUCAGGAAAUUACGCUUAUGUUGACCUUGAUAGACAGCUUAAGAAAACCGUAGAGGAAUUGAAUGAUGCAUUGGCAACAAAAGAAGAAAUCGCACAGAGGUGUCAUGAGUUGGAUAUGCAGGUUGCAGCUCUGCAGGAAGAGAAAGGCAGCUUGUUGGCAGAAAACCAGAUCCUUAUGGAACGACUCAACCAGUCAGACUCCAUCGAAGACCCCAACAGCCCUGCUGGGAGAAGACACCUGCAGCUGCAGUCCCAGUUAGAACAGCUCCAGGAAGAAACGUUCAGAUUAGAAGCCGCAAAAGAUGAUUACAGGAUACGGUGCGAGGAGCUGGAGAAAGAAAUCGUGGAGCUUCGAGGGCAAAAUGAGGAGCUGACGUCGCUGGCAGAUGAAGCCCAGUCUCUGAAGGAUGAGAUGGAUGUCCUUAGGCAUUCUUCAGAUAAGGUGUCCAAGCUGGAGGGCAUGGUGGAUUCCUACAAAAAGAAGCUGGAGGAUCUGGGAGACCUGAGGAGACAGGUGAAGCUGCUGGAGGAGAAGAAUACUCUGUACAUGCAGAACACAGUCAGCCUGGAGGAGGAGCUGAGGAAAGCUAAUGCAGCACGCGGGCAGCUAGAAACAUACAAGAGACAGGCUGUGGAGCUCCAGAACAGAUUGUCUGAAGAGUCAAAAAAAGCAGACAAGAUGGAAUUUGAAUACAAACGGUUAAAAGAAAAAGUGGAUUCUCUACAGAAAGAAAAAGAUCGAGUGCGCACAGAGAGAGACUCCCUGAAAGAAACGAUUGAAGAGUUACGAUGUGUACAAGCACAGGAAGGCCAACUCACCGCAGGUCUAGUUCCACUGGGCAGACAGGAUUCCACUGACUGUUUGGCUGCAGAAAUUGUUACACCUGAAUACAGAGAGAGGCUUAUUCGGCUGCAGCAUGAAAACAAGAUACUGAAGCUGAAUCAGGAAGGUUCAGACAAUGAAAAGAUUGCCUUGUUACAGAGCCUAUUGGAGGACGCCAACAGCAGAAAGAAUGAACUGGAAACUGAGAACAGAUUAGUGAACCAGAGGCUGUUGGAGGUACAGUCCCAGGUAGAAGAACUUCAGAAAUCAUUACAAGAGCAGGGCUCAAAUGCGGACGACUCAAUAAUUCUGAAGAAGAAAUACGAAGAGCACUUAGAAAAGUUGCAGGAGGUACAUAGUGAGCUUCAGAAGAAAAUAGCUUAUAUUGAAGAUUUGGAGCCAAAAUACAACAACAGCUCUCAAAAAGUUGAAGAGUUAGAAGAAGCUUUACGAAAGAAAGAUGAAGAUAUGAAACAAAUGGAAGACAGAUAUAAGAAAUAUCUGGAAAAAGCUAAAAGUGUAAUCAGAACCUUGGAUCCCAAACAGAACCAGGGGUCAGCGCCAGAAGUUCAAGCUCUUAAGAACCAGCUGCAUGAGAGGGAGAGGAUGCUGCAUUCAUUAGAGAAAGAAUAUGAGAAGACAAAAGGCCAGAGGGAUCAGGAAGAGAAGCUGAUUGUUUCUGCUUGGUACAAUAUGGGGAUGGCCCUCCAGAAGAAAGCUGCAGAGGACAGGCUCGCCAACACUGGUACAGGCCAGUCGUUUCUUGCACGUCAGAGGCAGGCAACCACCGCAAGAAGGUCAUAUCCUGGGCACGUCCAGCCAGCUACAGCCAGGUAGAGAAGCUGGAGCUUAGCCUGAAGACACAUCAACCAUGCAAUCACGUAAUUGCACAUCAUAGCAAUUCGGGAGAAAUCGCCUUAUUUUGGUGAACAUUCAGUACUGUACAGCUUCGGGAGUUUUCUGUUGCUUUGCUUUUGUUUAACUUUUAAAGUCGAUUGUAUUAUGGUUUCAUAUACAUUUAUAUUAUGCUAUGGAUUUAAACAGAGAUGCCAACCUUUAAUAUUUAGAUGUAUUUACCAUUAUUGGGGCCCAUUCACUUAAAAAAUGCUUCCAUGUAUUUCUAGAGUAAUAUAAUCGACGAGUUCCACAGAUCUGUUACGUAGUUCAAUAUUAGUGGUAGUCAGUGUCUGUGAAACCAGCCAAACAUGUUUAAAUAUGGUCCUUACAAAUUGGAGGCGGUGCUGUGCAGUUCAGCGAUCUGCAACAAAACAGGAGUUAAAAAACAUUCAAAAGCAAAAAAAAAGCUGUUAGUUUACGAAAGAAUACUCAAGACAAAUAAAGGAGGGGAAAUAAAACAUCUUGAACAAAACUGCCAAUUUUUAAACAUAUAGAUUAAUAAAAUACAUGAAGAUAUUAAGAAACACAAAUAAACCUUCAAUAUGUAUGUAUUAUACACUUUUGUUUCGGUAGACUGCCCCUCAAAUGACAGAUUUCAUGUUUUGACAUUCUGUGAAAAUGAAAAUGGUGCAUCUUGCUGUUUGCAAGUUAGUUUCAGUCAUGAUGGUCUAGGUGACAAAUCUGACCAGCUUUGAUAAAGGGCUGGUUUUGUUGACAGCAUUCACAUAAAACCUACUGUGCCAACCAUCAACUAAACUUUAGUAUCUGCUGUAGGCUGCUCUUUGUUGAUAAUGAUCAAAUCUGUUUGGUUUUAAUAUUGUAUCUGAAAUUAUAAUUUUAUUAUAUUUUACUCAUUUUAAAAUAAUACAAACACAGUGACUUGACAAAAAAUAAAAACACCUUUUGAUAUAUAGCACACACUUUUCUGUAAACUAGCUCUUACUCACAUGAUGACUAGCUUGUUGUGUAUCUGACAUCCCUGGCAUCUGUUCUGCAAUAUAUCAACGCUACAUCUCCGGGUCAGUUUCAGUCGCAAUGGGCUAGACAGCUGAUCCGACAGUCAGGUACAGUAGACACUUGGUUAGCAGGCUCUUCCACAUCUGAAACUGCACAAAAAUGAAUGUUUCACUAGGAAAUAUAAGUGGGCCAUUCUGGGGAACAUUUUUCUUUGCAGAUUUCCAACCUCAGCAGUACAUCCCUGAAAGAAUAACAUGCUGUUAAUCAUUGAGGAAUGUUCAUGUAUCCGUUGUAUGUCAAAUCACUGUCAUCCAGGGCUCCCAUUUUGGCCCAGCACGCUAAAGACACUAAUGACAGGUGUUUCGAAUGUAUUUUUGUCCAACACCUGUACAUUUUACUAAAUUUUUUUAUUUUUUUUUCAAAAUGGAUUGUAAGGGUAAAUAACUCUGUGUCAUUGCUUUUGUUUGUUCAAUUUAUUGUUAGGGUUACAACCAUUCCAAGUGAUCUUGCUUGAAUAUUGAAUUUUAAGUUAAAGCAACAAUACGCAUUUUUUUUUACUUCCUGAUUCCAAAGACAUCACAUAAUGGGUUGAUUUUUCAACUCUUCUAGCCCCACCUUGUUCUGCUGUUUUGAUUGGUUCAGCAGAGUGAAAAGGAUACCGUAUUACCUCAUUUUUAGUUUUUGGACUCAGUAGGUACAAAAGCAGCCUGCAAAUAAGAUUCUGCAGCUUCUGGUAAAUUAUGGUUUAAAUUCAAUUUUGGAGCAAAAGAACUCCAAACCAGUCAGAAUAAUUAUUAACUAAAUAAAAUGUAAGGGAUAGGUGAGAAAAUAAAUAAAAUAAGACUUGAAGCCACCAAUCCUUUUAAUAAUUGAACAUUGAGUGUUUUAAUAACUUUUUUAAAUUUUAUUUUUAAGCCAUGGCUGCCUAACCUUUUUAAAAGGCUUAACAGUGGAUUGUAGCUUAACCCUACCUCAGCAGCUACUUCCUGGACAGUUAAGAUCACAUUUAUUUUGUUACUCUAUUAUUUGAUAUAACAGGUUAUUUCUUAACAAAAAAAACAAAGCCACUUAGUAUUAACUUCAAAGUGACAUGUUAUCAGUAAAACUACAAGCAGACUAACAAUUUGGCUAAAACGUUUUUUUUUUUUUUUUUUUUUUUUUUUUUUUUAUAUUUAUUAUUAAUAUAUUUAAAAUGAUUUAAUCAGAUAUUUUAUCCACACCUGAGCAAUACACUCAUAUAUUGACGGAAUAGUGAGUCCCUUUUUGAUAACUGGGGAAAGAUUACCUGGUUGCAGCAGAGAAAACCACACCUUGUGUACAUGACUUCAUACAGUAAUGGAAGCAUACAUUUGUCCUGCAGUUCUCUUCAUUUGUGACAAGGUACCCCUGAAUCCACAACGUUGUUUGUGGUUAAAAUUAAGAAAUAAGGUAGUUAGGAAGAAACAUUUUAAUGUAUUAGAAUAGCUGUGGCUUUGUAGUCAAUAAAAAUACACCAUUUCACAAUAGGAGCAACCAAUCAAUAAAAAUUCAAAUCAGAAACUAUCUUGGCAAAAUUGCCUUACUAUAUGCACCUGAAUAUAAAUUACACUUUUUACAUUUUUAUAUCAGUGUACGCAUAAAACAGAAAGAAAUCUGUGUUUCUAUUUUUGAAAAAUGAAAGGGUUUGCGCUGAUUUUUGUUGUUGUUUGUUUGUUGGUAAAGGGAGGGACUUAAUGGAUCAGGGGCCACCAUUGGGCACUUAUGGGAACAGGCAGUCUCUCAAGAGAGACCAAGGAUUGGGAUGAAUUAACCUCUGUAACCUCUAACACCUUCAGGUCAGGGUAGGGAAGCACUAAAAUGAGCACCAUCACAAAGAUUCACUGUAUACACAAUUAUUUCACAUGAUAUGACAAAAAAAAAGUUACGUGUUGCUUAAGCACGGAAAUGAGCACCAUUACAAAAAUUCACUAUACACGAUUAUUUCACAGGAUAGGGCAAAAAGACAAAACAAUUCUAUGUUAUUUAGGGUGAGUUGUGUUAUUUUCUUGUUCACUUUUCUCUAAAAUUUUGCACUGAAAAUCACAAAUAUUAAAAGUACUGUACACACUUACAACCAAACAUUAAAACCAAAACCAUCAGAGAAGAUCCAAAUUGCCAAAACCCCAAUACAAAAAUUUUCAUUUUCAUUACUUAAAUAUUGAGAGAGUCUACGGAUUUAUAUUUAAAA